Messenger RNA from Fusarium odoratissimum NRRL 54006, 3497 nucleotides. Its product is annotated as Ca2+:H+ antiporter. The transcript is spliced from 5 exons. Lineage: Eukaryota; Fungi; Ascomycota; Sordariomycetes; Hypocreales; Nectriaceae. The coding region runs from base 1602 to 2969 and encodes 455 amino acids. Gene Ontology annotation, molecular function: calcium:proton antiporter activity. Gene Ontology annotation, cellular component: fungal-type vacuole membrane. Gene Ontology annotation, biological process: intracellular calcium ion homeostasis; calcium ion transmembrane transport. The record is from RefSeq and is a predicted model, not a curated record.
AACCAGACCCAGACCCAACCAGACCAUAACCAAGGAAGGAGGCCUCCUGGGGCAACGCGGGUUGUUUCUCUUCGUUCCUGCAACACAACCACCACCUUCAAGUCCAUCAGCAUCAACAGCAUCAUCACCCGUCGUCUAAUUGUUGGAGAUUCCCAGGGCUGUGUAGCUUAGAUACCUACGCCCGCUUCUUUUUACCCGCCGACGCUAUUCUUCCCUUAGACUGUCAUACAGUAACGUACACACUCCGUUGAGCGGGGGUGAAAGAAAGACAAUUGAAGAGACAGACAGACAACACACUGCCUGCCUGCCUGCCUGCCUGCCUGCCUGCCUGCCUGCCUGCCUCUAUUCAAACAUUGUCUUUGGAUUGGAUCGUCAUCCGCUUCGUUACUCGUUUCGUUUCGUUCUGUUUCGCUCAUUCCAGACCGACUCAAUCAAUCCCGUGGCCGUUCAACCUUUAAACCGCAUACACACUCAUCAAUCAAUCAAUUGGCUGUGAGAAAGCUCGACGCAAUCAUGGUUUGUAAGUAAAAUGCCUAUCUGCAUCUGCAUUUGCAUCUGCAUUUAGCCUUUUCUUUUUGCUCUCCUCGAUCAUUAAGCAUCAAGCAAGCACCUAAGCAACGACGGUUUCCUCAAAGUCUAUCUACCUAUUCCUCUAUCACGCACAAAGUAAACAUCCAAUGCCCUGGUAUCAAAACCAGAUCCUCAUCUACACAUCUUCUAAACCUGCUCCAUCUCCAUCUCCAUAUUCCGUCCACAUCUCCAUCUCAUCACCGUCACCAUCCCUGCAUCUGAGCACAGAGUGCCACACACCAGCCAGAACGAGACAAAGUGCAAGAUUAGCUUCUUUCACACGGGGGUCUCAAAGGCGGCGCCACUCACGAUAUUCUAUCCCUGUACGUUAUUGCCCUUUACCACUCGGUGCCCACAUCGUUUUAUCCUUCUUUCAACUUCACUUCUACGUCAAUUUCAAUUAUCUCGGUUCCUACUUCUUUGUACACGGAAACGGAUACGGGACUUGUCACCUGGUACAAGUUAUCGAGUGAAAGAGUGAGUUUAUUCGGGACGCGAUAAUGCCUAAUACGGGCUUUCUUCCCGUCAGCUCGAGUCCACCCGUUCCUGUAUCUUCCCCCCAUCUCCAAGUCUGUCAUUAUCGUCCUCCCUCUCUCGGCAAGCGCUGUCAGUUGGACCUAAAUGCACUGCCGUGAUCGCCAUCCUAUCUACGCGCCAGCUUCAGACAUGAUCUUCACUUUGCAUCUCUGUGCAUGCGCAUCAAGGAAGGCGCAGCAGGGUCCGCUCCUUUCCAUGUCGAGAACAAACAAGCUCAAAGCACCCGCCCCAUGGAGACAAGGCCAAGCGAUCUAGGCUCUACAGGCCCAGGUCCAAUUGUCAGCCUACCAUGCAGCCUACCCCAAUCUUCUGAGACUUGCCCUGUUGAGGACUUCUUUGUAUUCCGUCGCUUAUUGCUUAACAACCGUCGACUCCGCCUUUUGAUGCUUUCUCACUACUCAUUUAUUAUAUCAAAGACUCAUCCGCUGACCAUGUCGGUGCCUUGAUCACCACCAACAGCUCUUCCAUCUUUCAACCUUCAGAUCAGACGAUCAAUGUCUGCCAAACCUCACAACCAUACAGCCGACGAGAAUAGCCCGCUCCUUAAUGGCGGUGCCUCGUCGGCCCUCAAUGACACCCUCGGUCACCGCAAUGGCAACGGCCAUAUCAGUCUCAGCCGAGACUCGAGCACCAUGACGUUCCUCUUCGACUCGAAGCAUACACCUGGUAUUGAUAACAGCAACAUUGCCGUAAGGAGUCUGGCUUACUCCUGGCACAUUGCCAAGGUCACCCUUCUCAGCAACUAUGUCAAUUUUCUCCUGGUCAUGGUACCUCUUGGUAUUGUUGCUGGUAAGAUGGGCUGGGGUUCUACUGCCGUUUUUACCAUCAACUUCUUCGCUAUUAUCCCACUCGCUGCUGUGCUGUCGUUUGCGACAGAAGAGUUCUCGAUGAAGCUUGGUGAGACUCUUGGUGGACUCCUGAAUGCUACCUUCGGAAAUGCCGUGGAACUUAUUGUCAGCAUUGUUGCUCUCCAGCGAAACGAAAUUGAGCUCGUCCAGGCCUCUAUGCUUGGUAGCAUUCUUUCUAACCUUCUUCUGGUCAUGGGAAUGUGCUUCUUGUUCGGUGGUAUCAUUCAUCGAGGCGAGUCGGGCAAUGGCAGAGAGCAGUCCUUCUCUUCAGCUACUGCACAGACAACUUGCUCCCUUAUGACACUGUCUUCAGCCUCACUCGUCAUUCCCGCUGCUCUCUACGCAGUUCUUGACCAGAGUGGUUCCAAGGAGAAGGCCCAGAGCAUCCUCACACUCUCUCGCGGCACUGCCAUCAUUCUUCUCCUGCUCUACGUCUUAUAUCUCGUCUUCCAGCUCCGAACACACAGUAACCUUUUCGACGCCGAGAACCAGAACGAGGACGGCGAGGAAGUUGAGCCAGAGGAGCCUACUAUUGGACCCAUUGCCGCUAUUGCCGUCCUCUGUGUCACUACCGUUCUCGUCACUGUCUGUGCCGAUUACCUCGUUGACAGCAUUGAUGAUCUUGUCAAGACCUCCGGAAUUAGCCGAGGAUUCAUUGGUUUGAUCUUGAUUCCCAUUGUUGGCAAUGCUGCUGAGCACGUCACUGCUGUCGUCGUCGCCCUCCGUGAUAAGAUGGAUCUUGCCAUGGGUGUUGCGGUUGGUUCUUCUAUCCAGAUUGCCCUCCUGGUCACGCCCUUCCUCGUCAUUGUUGGCUGGAUCAUUGGUGCUCCGAUGACUCUUCACUUCGAGACUUUCCAAACUGUUGCCUUUGGAGUUUCUGUCCUCGUUGUUACGUAUACUGUCCAGGAUGGCAAAUCCAACUACCUGGAGGGUGCUAUGCUUAUGGGUCUCUAUAUUAUCAUCGCAUUGGCUUUCUAUGCCACUCCAUCCGAUGUCUUGGACCCCGGCAACUAAAUGCUAGAGUUCCCCUGAUGUCUUAAUCAUCAUCAAUCAACUAAUGUUUUAAACAUGUUUUUACUACCAACGAGUGACUUGUCUCAUCAAGAAGCUUGUUCUGGAUAGCCAGGAAUGCCACCGAAAACUGUGGCUUCAACGAUCUGCCAAAAGACGACAGUCGGAUAAUCGAGUCAACUUUCAUAUUUGUAUUACUAAGCGGAUGCAGUCCGCUGGACAGGACUGCUUCUUGGGAGCCCCAGACACUCCAUCAAACUCUGGAAUGAAACAGGGAGAGGAAUAGGGAGGUUCAGUCGCAUUCGCGAAAUUUCAUUGCGUCAAAAGAAACGAGGGAUAGUAAAUGGCCUUGCCGGUCUCUGUGCUUAUCGGAUUUUUUCUUGCUUAUAUCAUUGGACUGCGAGGUCGGAGAUGGAAUUCAGGCACGGAAAGGUUGAUCGGAUAGUUAAUCAAUAUUUUCGCAGAUUGAUCUCUUCUUUGACAGUCACUGGUGAGGUAGUCGCAAUAAUGUCGCCAGUCUCUGAAACACUA